AUGUCGCAGAGCAUCUCCUCUUGGGCUCCUGGUCGCUCACGCGAUGAGCCGGUGAGCUUCGCACAGUUGCUUGACCAAGUGGCAUCCAGGCAUGAGACUGAAAUUGCAGAGCUUUCCAGCCAGUGCUCUGCGCUGGAGAUGGAAGUCCAAAGGCUGUCUUCUCAGGCUCACCCGUCUCACUCGGCGCUGUCAGAACCCUGUUCGGCGCCGGCCGCGCAAGAGCUUGAGAUCUUCAGUGAGAAGGAAGAGGAGAAGGAGGCGGUUGCUCCGAGCCCAACGAAGUUGAUCAACUUCUCAGCGUUGUGGGGGCAUGUUGAAUCCAUGAAGCCUGAUCUGCGCAGGCAGACAAGCAGUGGCCUGGGCCUGAAGCGUGUCUGGCAGGAAGGUGCACCUCGAACGAAUCUGCUGUCCCAUGCGAGCGGAGCCAUUGGGGAUCACGUGAACAACCGCUGUGUUGCCUGGAUUCUUGAAAUUGUGGAGUGGUGGCACAGCGUGCAGGAGCCGGAGCGGUCAGGAUGUCUGUACCAAAUUCAAGCAUCACGACUUGUCAGAGAUCUUUCCACCUUAGUGAUACUCGCAAAUGCCGUUUCCAUCACGCUUCUCACCGAUUGGAUCUUGAAACAUCCGCAAGAAGGGAUCCCUGAUACUUUCCAGUAUGCUGACCUUGCUUUCGUCGCUUUCUUCGUUCUGGAGAUUGGAUUGCGCUUGUGCGUGCACCGCUUGUAUUUUUUCAUCAAUGACAAUGCCAUGUGGAACAUUAUGGACUUUGCUUUGGUCGUGUUCAGCCUCCUGGAAAUAUCGCUGAGUUGGUCUGCGGGCAAGAACGGCAAUGGUACAAUUAUGUACUUGCGCGUUUUCCGAUUGUUCAAGUUUGCACCGAUUCUUCGAAGCCUUAGGGUCAUCACGGCCUUUCGAGAAUUGGCAAUGAUGAUGGAGAGCUUUCGCUCGUGCAUCGCGGCAAUGUUUUGGAGCCUGGUGCUCCUUCUCUUCCUCGUUUACAUGAGUGCUCUUCUAUUUGCACAAGGCGUGACAGAUGCUUUGACAGAUGAAAGCAUAGCAGCGGACGAGCAGCAGGAGGUCAGGAACCAUUUCGGUUCCGUCGUCCAGACCAUGCUUUCACUGUACAUGGCAGUCACUGGCGGGAACGAUUGGUCUUUGUAUUACCAUCUCCUUCAGCAUACGGGAAUCUACCAGUAUCUGUUUUUGGGCUACACGUUCUUCUUCGCUUUUGCGAUUUACAACAUAUUGACCGGGAUUUUUGUGGAGCGAGCAGUGGCUGCAAACAUGCCGGACCGAGAGCAGCAGAUCAUGCAGGAACGCAGGAAGCUCCUAGAGCAGGCUGAUGAGCUACGCUACCUCUUUUCAUGCCUGGACCUUGAUGCAUCGGGCCUCAUCUCUGUCGACGAGUUUCUCAAGUGCAUGAAGAACCCGCGGAUUGUGGCAUACAUGUCCAGUGUGGGGGUGAGCGUCCACGAUGUGGAAUACCUGUUCAGAAUUGUCGCCAACGAAAACGACGAGGUGGAAAUUGAUCGUUUUGUGGAUGGGUGCAUGGCCAUCAAGGGCUCUGCCACAGCGCUCGACAUGCAGAAGCAAAUUUACCACAUACAGCAGCUGUCUCAGAAGUUGAAGAGCUGGGAAGAAAUGUAUUGGCCCGUUCUCAUGCAUGCCCUGCCAUCGUCUACGCCUGCACAUGACGACCUUCGAAUGAGCUUGUGA
This is a messenger RNA of Symbiodinium necroappetens, 1716 nucleotides long. Lineage: Eukaryota; Dinophyceae; Suessiales; Symbiodiniaceae. The record is from the annotation of a GenBank genome assembly.